GGGUGAAUUUGCUUGUCUUUGCUCCACCCGCUCCUCUCACCUGUCCAAGCUCCUCUGCUCGACAAGUGAGUUGCUGGAAUUGGCAACUUGGUUUCGACCGCAUUUGCACACAAAGAGCACUGCCAACUUCGGGUCCGUUUGGGACUCACUAGGACUCAGCAGCUUUCGAUCCAGCUUAUCAACAGCUUACACCGUCUUGUCGGAACGCUUUCCCAGAGAGUUCGCUCGAUUUAUUGACUUCCGUGGCCAUGGGGAAUCUCUUCGACGUGCUCCGUGCGUCUCUCGUUCUCUCACUCGUGCUCAUCUCCCUCUCGGCGCUCCCCCUCGUAUCCGCCGGCUCGCCUAAGCGCGUCGCCCGCACGCGAUCAACGCACGAUGCCUACUGGCGGCAGCGCCGGCUGACCGAUGUCGUCGACCGCGGCUCGCGGCCGCCGCUGCACAUGUUCGAAACGAAGGCCCGCUUCGAGGAAGAGAAGCGCGAAAAGGGCGACGCGGGGAGCAAUGGCGGCGCCUCGUCAACCACGCCGAUCAAAUACCAGGGCGGGCCCGUGAUGACCGGCAGCGUGAACGUGUACUUAAUCUACUACGGCGACUGGCCGACGGGAUCCGGGCAGAAUGUGAUCGAGAACUUUAUCCGCUCGCUGAGCGCGGGCUCGAAGCGGCAGGGGGACCCGUCGGAGCCCAAGGUGAAGCGCUGGUGGGCGAUCAACGCGGCGUAUUACCAGGAGGCAAACGGCGGGAGGGCGAACGUCAGCAGCAAGGUGCGACUAGCUGGGACGGUCUACGAUGACUACUCCGCUGGGAAGAGUUUCGGCGACAACACAGUGUGGGAAGUUGUUUCAAGCAAGAUUGGCGACGGAAAAGCGUUUCCGUACGACCCGCAGGCCAUUUACCUGCUGCUUACGAGCCCGGACGUAACAAAUCCCGGUUACUGUAGCGAAUAUUGCGGAUGGCACACAAUGGAUCACAUGGGAUCCGACGCGGUUAUAUACUCGUUUGUGGGUCACCACGGGCAGUGUGCAGAAGGUUGCGGAGCGCAGAGCACGUCGCCCAACGGAAACCCUGCGAUCGAUGCGACGGUUUCCACCAUCGCCCACGAAAUCGCAGAGGCGGCAAGCGACCCUGAUGCCAAUUCAGGCUGGCUGGAUGACGGGGGGGAAGAGAAUGCAGACAAGUGUUCGUACGAUGUUGGGCCGACGAAAACGGGUCGCGACAACAGUGGUAACGAGUACCUGUACAAUCUGGUCGGGAUGAAGGGCAUGCGAUUUCUGGUUCAGCAGAACUGGGACUGGGAGAAGAACCAGUGCGCGUCUCAGAGGAAGUACCACUAGGAAAGACAUUCCGAGUGGCUGUGAAACGAAAGCCCCAAUGGCGAAGCCUCGUUUCAAGGGCGGAGUAUCCGCCUUGAGCUGCGGCAGAGUAUGGUGCAGUGCAGUUACCAAAAGGAAUAAGCGAUGCUGCGCUGCGUUCGCGCCAUAGUACCUGUUUGGGGAAGGCGGGAAGGCCGACUCGGAUCCAUGGACUGAGUCCAGCACCGGAUAUGAGGGUUAGCAGAAGUGCUCCUAUAACGUAAUAAAACGCUCCCAGGAGGGCUAUAUAUCGGGAGUUCACUUAUCCAUGUAUGCGCCACUGGCGGUAAUGCAACAACCUCUUGCCACCCUUCCAUCCAUUCUCACGUCCUUCGCUGCCCUACUACCAACGAGCCUACCAAGGUGCAUGAUGCAGUCAAACAGGAGGUCCACCGCAUCGUCUUGGAGCUUGGGUUUUCCGCG
Molecule: messenger RNA, 1772 nt
Organism: Closterium sp. NIES-67
Lineage: Eukaryota; Viridiplantae; Streptophyta; Zygnematophyceae; Desmidiales; Closteriaceae
Source: the annotation of a GenBank genome assembly